Messenger RNA from Daktulosphaira vitifoliae (grape phylloxera), 4000 nucleotides. RefSeq lists its product as uncharacterized. Bases 410 to 1408 code for a protein of 332 amino acids. The transcript is spliced from 2 exons. The record is from RefSeq and is a predicted model, not a curated record. Lineage: Eukaryota; Metazoa; Arthropoda; Insecta; Hemiptera; Phylloxeridae.
UUGUUUUCAAAUCUGCAAUUAGACUUUUUGUAUCACUUCUAAGUUUUAUUAUUAUUAAAAAGUUGCGUUCUACCCGUCGAACAGUACGGACGUAGUUAUCGAAUCUGUUUCCGCGGUUAUUAUUAUUGUUAUUAUCUUUGUAUCGUAGUUUUUCAAACAAAUCUAUUUAUUUAUCGAGUUGUAGUUUCUCUCCCGGUAUUUUUGAAUGCCUAACCAGGCUCCGGUGGAGGAGGGCCGAUCUUCCCCCCAACGUCGACCACAAUCUCUUUAAAUAACCAAACAAUUCUCUUCUAACGAGAGCCUGGCGCCCUCGAAGAAAUCGAUCAAAAUUAAAUCGCCAUCCGGCCCAACAGCUAAAAAAGCUAAAACCGGUUUGAUCUCUCCACCGCUAUCGCCAACCAAUGUAGUCAUGACUGACGCUACAAUGAACAUUACUCAUAAAGAUAAAACAUCACCAUCAUAUACCGACAAUCACACGAUAUCAACACAACAUGGCAUCACUCGUUUUCCGGACAACUAUUCUGGCCCCAUUUGCGUCCUACUCUCAUCUACAGAUGAAAAAAAUUUAGAAAAACUAAAUCCCGUCAAACUAGGUAAAGUUCUUACAAAAUCGUUUAAGGGCAUUAUUAAUAUUAAGUUUAUUAGCACUAAGCGUUUGAAAAUUACUCUCGAUAUUGUCCACAACGCUAAUUUGUUUUUAAACUCUUCACACCACUCUGAGAACGGCUUAUCUGCUUCUAUACCGAGUACUUUAUUAUUCAGUUUGGGCGUGAUACGCCUUGACAUCAACGUCACUGAAACUGAUUUUUGGGACAGUUUAGAAUGCUCUACAGAGAUCUUAUCUUUCAGACGUAUCAACACCAAGCGUGACAAUCAACUUGUCCCCUCUCCAUUCGUCGAGCUGAAUUUUCUAUCCACCUCUCUACCGAAAUUUUUGUCCAUCUAUAAAGUGUUAUUCGACGUCUCGCCUAGCGUGCGUAGCCCCGUGCAGUGCGCUAUAUGCCUCCGUUUCGGACACACACAAAAAUUUUGCCGUAGUAAAGAACGCUACGGACACUGCGGCUUAGCAUACCACAACGCGUCGCUUUGCCCCGAAAAAUAUACUUUUCCACCGAUCUGUAUUCUUUACAACUUAAACCACCUCUCAACCGAUCGGUCUUGCGUCGAAUGGACUAUUCAAAAAGACAUAAAAAAAAUCAUGGCAGUAAAUAAUAUUUCUUAUUCUGAAGCCGCAGCAAUUAAGCGUUCUGGUGUUGUCAACUCAGCUUUUUCCUACGCACAAGUCACUAAUAACUAUACUCUAAUAAGAACAAUAAUAUUAAUAAUGUUAAAAAUAUCAUUAAUGUUAAUAAUGCUAAAAAUUUUAACAAUGUUAAUAAUGUACAGCCAGCCAGUCCUCAUACUAUAGAUAACCAUUUACUUACCUCCUUUUUUCCGGCUCUUAAUUCUUCCUCCACACAAAAACAUAAAAAAAAAACUGCUCUACAUAAUAAUAACGCAUAUUCUUCCCCCCAUUUCCCUUCACUCCACCCUGUUAAUGAACACUUCGCUUCCCCUAAUGGUAGUUAUCUUAAUUACGUAACUUCCAUUAAUUCCCCCACUCAUGAAAAUAAUGACUGGAUUUCAUCCUUCGUCGAUCAACUUUCUCAGUCCCUUACUCGCGAUCCUGACUCACUUUCUUCUCCUGCCUCGCUCCGUUUUUUAGUAGAAUUUUCCUUAUUUAACGCCAAAUCUUUAAAGACAAUUAAUGAUGACAACUCUAAAUAAUACUAAUAUUUCUUCAAACUCCUGUCCUGCCUUUAAUAUUUUACAAUGGAAUAUACGCAGAAUUAUUCCACACACUCAUGACCUUUCUUUCCUCUUAUCUGAACACAAUAGCUCCUUUGCUUUAUUAUCGGAAACUUGGCUUUUACCAAAGCGGUCUUACCAGAUCAACAAUUUUAACCUCAUUCGUUCUGAUAGACAGGACGGUUACAGUGGAGUGGCCAUUGCUGCCCAUCACACCAUUCAAAUUUCUCCUAUUUCUAUUAACGAUAAUCUUUUAAACUCCCUACGUAUUCAUUCAAUCGACAUUAUUGGUAUUGUUGCUUUCUCUAACCAUUCUUCUCCUGUUUGUCUUUGGUCUAUUUAUAUUCCCCCCUCUUCCAACCCUCCUCCGACAAAAGUUAAUUCUAUCUUCUAUUUGUUUUCUAUUAACUCCAUUAACGGUGGGGACUUAAACGGUCACCAUCCUGCAUGGGGAUCUCAUGACAGUAAUUAUCGUGGAAAUUAAAUUUUUUCUUUCAUUUGUUCUUGACACGGCCACGGCGUUGUCACACGUUGACACCCCGCGGUCGUGUCAGCUCCUUCUCAGCCACCGCUUAACUGUAAACCGGACCGUCACACACACGCGUUAUCGUCGUGGUGUAAAGUCCAACAAAUGCCUAGCGUCGUAUACCCCGCCGCAAUAAUACGUCGAGUCAGUCUUCUUCGGGACACCUUUGACACUGUGAUACGCCGUCCACCGGAUCAACCAGAAAACGCCACCGUGUUUCGAUUAACUUUUAUUGUCUUUUGUCAACGGUUAUUUCACAGUAAUACUAGUGUUAUUAUUUAUCAUUUGUUCGCAUAUUAUUUUUGUGUCGCAACUCUCUUUUCACUUCUUUUAUUAAACGGCUCGACGCCAAGUAAAACUUCAUCCGUUGUUACUUCAUUCAUCAUCAUCUUUUCCUUAACAUUCUUUUAAUCUAAGUAUUAUCAAAGACGGCUCCCCUACUCUCGCCAAUCGCCCCCCUUUUGCCGACACAGCUGUUGAUAUUACUUUUACUUCUCCUAUAUUAUCUUGGUCUCUUCAUUGGUCUGUCCUAGAUUGCGUUUAUGGUAACAACCACUACCCCAUUGUUAUUUCUCACUCUCCUCCUUCCUCCAACUAUAUUUCCUAUUCUCCCAUCAAAUGUCACUCCCCCUUACACAAUUUAAACCAAGCCGAUUGGAAUCUCAUUUCAGCUUUGCAUAGAAGCUAAAACUUAAAAUAUAGUAAAAUAAUUUUAAUACGAAUAAGAAAUUUCUACUUGCAAGGGGCGACUAAAGUGAUAGGAUCCUUGAUCUUUAUUGAAGUUAUUGAAUCUAAAUGAGUUAAAAAUUUAUACUAACUUAAAAAGAAUUAAGAAAAAUUGCAAAAAAUUCAUUGCCUUACGCAGGCUGGAACCUCGUACACCAAGCGUGUAAAACAUAAGUUUUACCAACUCGGCAACUGUACGUUGCAAUCAUCGAUUGAAAAAUUUGGCUAUUUAAGCUAGUUCAAAUUUCAAAGUUAUUUUUCUCGACUUAAAGAAGCAAACAAAUUUAAAUAAGUUUAACUUUCUAUGCUAUAUUAAUUUUAAUUUAUAUAAUAUUUAUGAAAAUCUGUACUCCCCUUGUCAGGUAUUUUAAAAUAAAAUAAAAUACAAAACCCAGAAUUUUAACACAAAAAUAGCAAAUUUUUGAAUACGGUAGUUAUUUUUACCAUGAAGACAAAUCCAGAGGUCAAAUUUUUUUUUUUCAAAUCGGUUCAGUGAGAGCUGAGAUUGAGCGUAUACAGACACACAAAAAAAAAAAUACAUCAUAGUAAAAUUAAUACCUUCUCAGCUUCGCUUCGAAGAUAAAAAAAACUGUUAAAAAACACGUCGCACAAUGGAAAACAAAAUAAAGAAAAAUAACGAGAAGAUCAGUCGGACAUUCCAAAAAAUGUAUCAACCAAGGCGAUCAUCGGAAAAAACAGAAUACAUUGUUAGAAAUACACAAUCGGAGGUGGUCCUGUCACAUUAACAAGGAUGAGGAAAUGCACAAUGAUCACCCAUUGUCAUAUUAAUAGGUGGACGGCUGAUAUCAAAAGAGACACGAAUGAACGCCCGCCUAAAGCAAGGCGCUGUGCUGUGUCAACAUAUAUUUUAUAUCUAAAAUUGAUUUUUAAUUUUUAACUUUUGUAAAUAUACAAUUAUUUUAAUAACUAUUAUAAGCCAAUAAAUAACUUAAAAUUGAA